Caenorhabditis bovis is the source of this 1707-nucleotide messenger RNA. The record is from the annotation of a GenBank genome assembly. NCBI's taxonomy places the organism in Eukaryota, Metazoa, Nematoda, Chromadorea, Rhabditida, Rhabditidae.
AUGUCGCUCAACACGAAUUUUCAUUCCGAUAAAGGGAAAAAAUAUGGACGGUCACUUUUCCCUUGGCAUUUUUCGAAAGAAGAUCUUAUCAUCAACACUGGCAGUCGACAAGAUGGAAUGACAUAUGAAGAGGAACUCUAUAAUCGCCAGAAAGCUUGCAAAUUUUUGUCUGAGAUGGUUAUAAACUUAACACAUGCCAAGGGGGAUCACUUGGCUACUGGUGUCGCUGCGGUCAUCUUGAACCGCUUCUUCAAAUUCCAUUCGUUCAAAAGACUUGAUUACAGGGAUGUCGCAGCAGCAUGUUUAUUUUUAGCUGGAAAAAAUGAGGACAGUCCCAGGAAGCUUAAAUAUAUUGUAAACACUUGGUGGCAACUAAAGUAUCCACAUCAAAAAACGUUCCAAUCAGAAGCGCAUUUCCUAAGCGCUUGUGAACUGAUAACUGCUUUGGAAAACUGUGUGUUGCGCACAUUGGCUUUUGACAUGAACGUGGAGCUACCUCACCAGUUUUUACUUCAUUUAAUGCAUGAAAUUGAACGUGGAAAAGGUGUAUAUAAAGAUAUGGUUCGGACAGCAUAUUAUUUGGCGACAGAUGUCUUAAUGGUCACUGAUUGGAGUUUAAGGUACUCGUGUUCAGCAAUUGGAGCAGCUUGUUUGGAAAUAGCCUGUUUCUUUCACGACUUGAAAAUGUCUGAGAUUGCACCGCCAAAUUACGCUGAUAACUGGUACCGUAAAGGAGAUCCACAUUUAACCGCUGAAAAGCUAAAAGAAAUGGUGGAUGAGUUUCUCGACGUAUUUAGCAAGCAUCCUGAACUUCAUAUUGGUUCUCUGAAAAAAAUUGACACUAAAGGAAAAGUGAAAAUUUUUGAACCGAGCCCAGUUGUUUCUUCAACUCUGCCUCCACCUCCGGCAGCUCCGAUGCUAACAGCUCCCAAGAAAAUUGAUAUGACGACGUACAAGGAAAGGCAGAAGAGCAAUUUAGCUGCUGCGGCAGCUGUUAUAACCACAACGAGCCCUAGACAAAGUUUUCUACCAGACGUACAAAAUCCCGCUGAGCUGAAAAAACAGUUAGAAAAACAGAAGAAGGAGGGAAUGCAUGUUGAUACUUCUCAUAGAGAUCGUUAUUUUGAAAAAACGCAUACAAGCGAAUAUCGUCGUCUGCAACGUCCGCACUCAAACGGCGAUAAUAAGUCAGAACGACAAUUCUAUAAUGAAGAUCGGAGACCCGACCGUCCAUCUUCCAACGGUAGUUAUUCUGAAUAUUUAUAUCCAAUCGGCAACGAUCAUGCGGAUUCUAAAUUACCGAAACGUGGUCAUGGAGGAGUUAAACACGAGUACGAAAUGAGUUUAAAACGGAGUAGAACUGAAUCUUCAAGUAGCACGUCAAUUUCGUCAUCUACUCAUAUUUCGGCUUCGCUGUACGACCGUCAUGCUGGCUCUAAAAAAUCUGCGUAUUUGAAGCAAGUUGAAGCAACAACAAUGACACAGAAACAUGGCACGAGCGACGUACUCAAACCUAGGCAUUCUUCGCCGUCGGCGUAUCAGAAAAUAUGUAUGGAAAUGGACAAUAGACAACGCCAACACUCGCAAGAUCCAUCGCCGCCCACAUGCUCGCCGCCCGAACCACCACUAAACUUGCGUUUUGCCCCUCCGCCUCCGCCACCACCGGUUUUUAUUGAUAUGGAAAUGGAGGAUGGAGAGCUUCUAUAA